UUUAGUCAUUUACCACCUCACACACUCCUAAUUAAAACCUCCUAACUAAACUCUUACACAAAUUCCAAUUAAAUUCUUUCCGCUUUCGCUUCAUUUCAAUUCAUGCCCUCUUCUUCUUCUUCAGCUCUGACUCAACAGCAACAGCAACAGCAACAGCAACAACGACAUCGUUUCAAAUUACAAAAACUAAACGCUUUUUUCCUACUUAUUUUCUCUCUCCUCUCCUGCCUGUUUAACUUCUUCCUUCUCUCUCUCUCCUCCGCCAUGGAUGACAACUUCUAUCUCGACGACUUUCUCCCCGUCGAUUUGGACGAUGAUUACGACGCUUCUCACGCUCUUCGUCGUCGCCGCCGCCGCCUUUCUUCCCCCCCUCUCUCUCUUCACCAUGAUCGUCUCUUCCUCGUCUCCUACCAGUGGUGGAAUGAUGCGAGUAAGGAGUGUUGGUGUGGUAAGGGUGAAAAUAAUGGUGUUCUUUAUUCGGUGUCGUCUCAUGAUUCUGAUGAGGAUAAGAGGGAAUAUGAUUCUUAUGAGGAUGACAUUCUUUCUGAUGAUGAUAAGAGAGAGUGUGAUUCUGGUGAGGAUGACAUUCUUUCUGAUGAAGAUAAGAUUAAGAGAGAGUGUAAUUCUGGUGAGGAUGACGGUCUUUCUGAUGAGGAUAAGAUUAAGAGGGAGUGUGAUUUUGGUGAGGAUGACGUUCUUUCUGAUGAGGAUGACAGGGAGUGUGAUUCUGGUGAGGAUGACAUUUUUUCUUAUGAGGAUGACAUUCUUUUGAAUCUCAAGAGAGAAGUGGACAAUGAUAAUAUUGAUAAGGGCGAGGGUUUUUCGGGCCGAGAAUACGCUUUGAUUUCGGAAACCAUGUGGUUUAAGGCGCUAAAAUGGCAUAGUGAUUCUUGGACAAGAUUUAAGGAUGUGGACUGUUCUUUGGCUGCAGAAGGUAAUAAUCAUGAUGUUUUCCCCAUUCAGAUAAGGCUUUCUGCAAUGCAGCAGACCAAUUCUCUGGCGGUGAAAAUAUCUUUGAUGGAUAACCCGGUCCAGCUUUAUAAAAGAGCCUACCAAAUAUUUGAUGUGCAGUCUGACUUGGUUCGUAUAUGGGACUUCUCUGGACAGAUGGCCCAGUUCUUCGUGAGAGAUGGUGUUACGUUUCCGAAUGGCUUUCAUGGCCAAGCGACUGAAGAGGUUGUCCUUGAGUUACAAGUAUAUGGAUUUCUCACUUUUGGCGGAGACACAGUAGAAAGGACGUCUGAAAUUGCAAGGCAAGGAAGUUCCAGCAGGGGAGGUUCAUGUAGCAGCUCAUCUACCCAGAUGAACAGAACUGAUGAAAGUCAGAGCUCCUCAGCUUUUCACAGUUUGCAAUCAUGUGCUCGAGGAUAUGGUGAAACUGGUAUGCUGGGUUUAACGGGACUUCUAAAUCUUGGGAAUACCUGCUUCAUGAAUAGUGCUGUUCAAUGCUUAGUUCACACUCCAAAGCUUGUUGAUUAUUUCCUAGGAGAUUACAAGAAAGAAAUAAAUUACGAAAAUCCUUUAGGCAAGCAAGGUGAGCUUGCUUUGGCCUUUGGGGAUUUGUUAAGGAAGUUGUGGGCUCCCAGUGAAAUAGCUGUUGAUCCAGAAUUCUUUAAAUCAACUCUAGAGGACUUUGCUCCCCAAUUCUGUGGCUAUAACCAACAUGAUUCCCAGGAAUUCCUGGCUUUUCUAUUGGAUGGGCUCCACGAAGACUUGAACCGUGUGAAACUUAAGUCAUAUAUUCAAGUUGGUGACUCAGAGGGCUUUCCGGAUGAAAAUAUGGCUUAUGAAUAUUGGCGGAGUCACCUAGCUCGCAAUGACUCCAUAAUAGUUGAUACGUUCCAUGGGCAAUUUCGAUCUACAUUGGUUUGUCCUUUCUGCAAAAGGGUGUCUGUCACGUUUGAUCCAUUCAUGUACCUGUCUCUUCCUUUGCCUUCAACGACUGUGCGAUCCUUGACUGUUACUCUUUUGAGCACUGAUGGAAGUAUGCCUCCUUCACCACUUACCGUGACGGUACCCAAGUCUGGAAGGUGCAAGGAUCUUACUCAAGCGUUAAGUACAGCCGCUUCAUUGCGAGAUGAUGAGACCCUCUUUGUGGCUGAGGUGUUUGAUCAUCGCAUCCUCCGCUCCCUGGAAGAUCCAUCUGAUUCAUUGGCAUUGAUAAGGGAUCAUGAUUGCCUUGUUGCUUAUCGCUUACCAAAAGAGACUGAGAGUAGCCGGCUAGUGGUUUUCAUGCAUCAGAAGGCUGAAAGGAAAUUUGGUUUUCGAAUGGCAAGACAAUGCUGGAGUCUAUUUGGCAUUCCUUUGGUGGCGAGGAUUCAUAAUAUCUUAGAUGGAUCUCAGAUUUAUGAUGCAUACAUGAAACUGCUUCGUCCUUUCCUGAAUAUGGAGGAAGAUUAUAAUGAUGCUGAAAAUCUUGAUGAUGAGCUUGCUAAGAUGGAGUCAAGGAGUUUGUCAAAUUCAGACAAUUUAUGGAGCUCGGAUGAUGAUUUGGGAGCUGAUUUGCAUGUGGCAUCUGAAUUUCAGUUUCAUUUUACAGAUGAGCGAGGUAGAUUGAAGGAUCAGAGGAUAAAGUUGGGAAAAUCUCUGGAUCUUACGGAUGCAGCUAAGAAAUGGAAUGUUCUAGUUAGCUGGUCUCAUCAAAUGGUGAGAAGGUAUGAUACCUCUGGUUUCAGCGUGUUGCCGGAGGUUUUCAAACCUGGUUUACUUUCUAUGCGGCCUCAAGAGUCAGUUUCCUUGGGCAAGUGUCUGGAAGGCUUCUUGAAGGAGGAGCCAUUGGGCCCAAAAGAUAUGUGGUAUUGCCCUAGCUGCAAGCAACAUCGCCCAGCGAGUAAGAAAUUGGAUCUUUGGAGACUGCCUGAAAUUUUGGUUGUUCACCUGAAGAGAUUCUCCUACAGUCGUAUUUUGAAAAACAAGCUUGAGACAUAUGUUGAUUUUCCCAUUGACAACCUUGAUUUGACAGGUUUCCUGGCCCAUGAGAGUGGCCCUGGUUUGAAUUGUUAUAGGCUGUAUGCCAUCUGUAACCACUAUGGCGGCAUGGGAGGUGGUCACUAUACAGCUCUGGUUUAUCACGUUAAAAGGUGGUAUGAAUUCAAUGAUAGACUUGUUGAACAGGUUAGAGAAGAGAACAUAAGAACAGCUGCCGCUUAUGUUCUUUUCUAUCGCAGAAUCUCCGACACCUAAGUAUAUCUGGUGCAGCAAGACUAGCCAUACGCAGCACAAUAUUUUUUGUGAAAAUUUAGAAUCACAAUUUAUACGAUUACAGAAAGGAGCGGUGCACUCUUUUUUCUCUUUGUUUUUUUCCUCUAGGCCCUGAUGUAUAUAUUCUUAGGAAAAUGUUACAUGUUGGCGCAGCUGGCUCCUUGCCCGAAAAUUUUCUGCAGUUUAUCGGGCAUGCUAUGUGUAUAAUGUAGAUAAUGUGUGUAUAAACCGCAGUAAUACUGGUUAGUCUCCGACUACUUAUCAAAGUAACCUAUGCUCAGAGUGCGGAGAUAAGGGGUCCUUCAUAUAUGAUUGAAUAUAUGAAGCAGGAGUGCAGGACAUUCGACUAA
Molecule: messenger RNA, 3551 nt
Organism: Beta vulgaris subsp. vulgaris (sugar beet)
Lineage: Eukaryota; Viridiplantae; Streptophyta; Magnoliopsida; Caryophyllales; Amaranthaceae
Product: ubiquitin carboxyl-terminal hydrolase 8
Exons: 13
Coding region: 103-3183 (1026 amino acids)
Biological process (GO): protein deubiquitination
Molecular function (GO): cysteine-type deubiquitinase activity
Source: RefSeq, a predicted model, not a curated record